AUGUUUAGAAUGCUACCUUCUCUCUCUCUCUCUCUCUCUCUCUCUCUCUCUCUCUCUCUAUCUAUCUAUCUAUCUAUCUAUAGAUAUAUCUCUCUUUCUCUCCCUCUUUCUCUCACUCUCUCUCUUUCUAUCUAUCUUUCCUUCUCUCUCUCUCACACACAUUCUCUAUCUAUCUAUCUAUCUAUCUCUCUUUCUCUCUCUCGCUCUAUCUAUUUCUCUUUCUCUAUAUAUAUAUCUGUCUAUCUAUCUAUAGAUCUCUCUCAUCUCUAUCUAUCUAUCUCUCUCACUAUCUAUCUCUAUUUAUCUAUUUAUAAAUAUAUCUCUUUCUCUCCCCCUCUCUUUCUCUCUAUCUAUCUUUCUUUCUCUCUCUCGCACACACAUUCUCUCUCUUUCUCUCUAUCUCUGUUUCUCUUUUCUCUCUCUCUCUCUCUGUAUCUAUCUAUAGAUAUCUCUUUCCCUCUCUCUCUCUCUCUCUCGCGCGCGCGAAAAAAUGAACAAGAAUACACAGUGUCAAUUGCAUCACAAUUAUCUGCGGAAAAAUAA
Acanthosepion pharaonis is the source of this 543-nucleotide messenger RNA. NCBI's taxonomy places the organism in Eukaryota, Metazoa, Mollusca, Cephalopoda, Sepiida, Sepiidae. The record is from the annotation of a GenBank genome assembly.